AUGUCGGACCACUCAUCCAAACGCAGGAAACUCAGUCCUCCUCCUAAGGCUGCGCCGACCCCCACAGUGACCGACCAGAAACGAAACGCAACCCGAAACAAAGAUGAGCGCUCUGCAGAGCUUGCAAUGGCCAGCGGCUUUUACAAGUCCAGCUUUUUCAAGCUGCAGAUGGACGAAUUAUUGGAAGGACUGAGACCCAACCAUGCCAACCAACUCUCCAAGGUCCAGGAUCCACUUCAUAAGAUCAAGGGUGCCAUUGAAAGCCUUUCUGAGAAACCUCCGCAAUCUGUGGCCGAUGCGGAGAAAGAACUGCGAGCCUCUGGCCUGGUGGUGCCGUGGCCUGAGCCAAGGCCGAGCAAGGAAGCGAAAUAUAGUAUGGCAUACGCGAAGCCUGCCAAUAUUAAUGUGUCGCGCCCAAUCGACCUGGCUGUGACCAUGCCAAACUCACUGUUCCAAGAGAAGGACUACGUCAACUUCAGAUACUUCCACAAACGAGCUUAUUAUAUGGCAUGUCUGGCAGCUGGAAUUCACGAUACCGCCAUUGAGCUAGGAUUUGAUGUCAAGUUUAGCACCCAGGAUGGGGACAGCCUCCGGCCUCUGAUCCUACUUGAGCCCCGGGCCUCAAGUCUCUCGCAGAUCCGUAUUCUGGCCGCAAUUGAUCCCACUCUGUUCCCGACCUCGAGAACACUCCCAAUGAAGAGCAAUAUUCGCCAAGGCUCUUCUGCAAACUCGGAAAUCGGCGAGCCGACCUCCUUCUACAAUGCCAGUCUGCGCGCAGAUGCUACUGUGUCUCUAUACCACAAGUCGAUUUAUUCAGCUUCGCAAAAGUGCGAGUCUUUCAAGGAUGCAUGCAUUCUUGGUCGCACCUGGCUUCAUCAACGAGGCUUCCACACUGCCUUCCAGAACGGAGGCUUCGGCGGCUUUGAAUGGACAGUGCUUCUGUCUCUGCUGUUUGAAGGUGGAGGCCCCACCGGACAGCCAGUCUUACAGCCAUCAUACAGCUGCUACCAAAUCUUCAAGGCUACGAUCCAGUUUUUGGCUGGCGUACCUGUUGUCUAUGACGGUCGUAGAGGACUGAACAUUCUCUACAAAAUGACACCUUGGUCAUACGCGACACUGCGUCACGAAGCGUCCACUACGUUAAAGAUGCUCAACGAGUCCCGAGAGGACAACUUUGACAAGGUCUUCAUUCUCAAGGUCGACGAACCCGCCCUUAGGUUUGACCGCCUGAUCACAAUCAACUCAUUCACUGGCGAAACAUUGAGGUCUCUCCAGGAACAAACAAAGUUGUAUCACGUCCUUGGUAAGGCGUUGGGUGAUCGAGUCAACCUUGUCUCGAUGUCUUCGAGUCCUGUGAAUGCCUGGUCGAUCAAGUCAAAACAGCCCAAAAAGUCGAAUGAGGGUGUGUCUGUGGGGAUCUUGUUGAAUGCUGAAAGCGUCGGACGCAUUGUGGAUCACGGUCCAGCCGCCGAAGAAAAGGAGGAGUCCGCUGCGUUCCAAGCCUUCUGGGGUGAGAAGUCUGAGCUGCGCAGAUUCAAAGACGGCAGCAUUCUGGAGAGUCUUGUAUGGUCAGAGGACGCGGAGGAAUCCAUCAUUUACCAAAUUCUGGAGUAUAUUCUUCAGCGACACUUUGGUAUCGAUGAGUUUGAUUUCCUCGGUGAUGAGUAUGACGAUCAUCUCAAACACCAUGGCGACAAUAUGCUGGCAUACUCUAGCCCUGCUUUCCAGUCAGCCAAUGAAGCCUUCAAGGACCUAGAGACAUCUAUCCGUGGAAUGGACGAAGUGCCCUUGGAGGUUCGUCAUUUGGCUCCAGCCAGCUCGCUCCUCCGUUACACUGCGGUGAGGCCAGGCGAGCCUGCCGAUGUUGUUCUCCAAUUUGAAAGUUCCUCCCGAUGGCCGGAUGAUUUUGCGGCCAUCCAGAUGACCAAGGUUGCAUUCCUCCUCAAGAUUGGAGACGCUUUGGAACAAGGGGGCGCUACUGCCUCGUCUUGCCGUGUUGGCCUGGAGAAUGAAUCAUCCAGAAUCAUCAAUAACGCCUAUUUAGAUAUCCCCCACUCCUCUGGCGUCUUGUUCCGCCUGAGAAUUCACCACGACCGUGAGCAGACAUUACUCGAGCGCAACCUGAAGGAUCGAAAUUUGAGUCCCCGGGAGCGUGAAGAGGCUGCAUUCGCUCUCUUCUCCUACAAGAAGACCUUUGUUCAGACUCCACGCUUGACACAGGCACUCCGAAGCCUGUGCACUCGUUUCCCCUUGCUCUCGCCUACCAUCCGUCUUACCAAGCAGUGGUUCAAUUCCCACAUGUUCACCGCACAACUGAAUGAAGAGUUGAUUGAAUUGCUGGUCAUUCGAACAUUCACUCAGCCAAACCCUUGGGAAUGUCCUUCAAGUGUCAUGACCGGGUUCUUGAGGACUUUGCACUCUCUUUCUCGGUGGGAUUGGCAACAAGAGCCGUUCAUCGUCGAUUUGGGGGGCGAUCUGACCCCGGAAGUGACCGAAAAUAUCCGCACUCGCUUCACGGCUUGGCGCAACAUCGACCCUGCAAUGAACAGUGUAGCCCUUUUUGUCGCCUCUGACGUUGACCCUGAAGGCGUCACCUGGACUCAGUAUGAAAUGCCCUCCAAGGUGGUUGCGGGCCGAUUGUCCAGCUUGGCCAAGGCAGCGAUCGGUGUGGUACGAUCCAACCCCCACGAUCUGGAUAUAUCUGAGCUUUUUGAUACCUCACUUGCUCCCUAUGAUUUCGUCAUCCACCUCCGUUCCAAGCUGUUUGGCGGAUCCGCCUCUACCCCCAAGUUCAAGAACCUGGCAGAAUCUCGCGUGUCCAUGGGCCCAACUAUCAAGUCGUUUGUUUGUGACGUCCAGUCUUGUUAUAACCAAAGUCUUCUGCUUUUCCACGGAGACGAUCGCUGUUCAGUGAUUGCCGGACUUUGGAACCCGAUAACCCUGAAGCCUCGCAGCUGGAAUUUGAAGACAGCGUAUUCGACUGCACCAGCACCUGGCUCCCAGGACCAGGUGUUGAUCAAUCGGCCCGCUAUCAUCAAUGAAAUCGCACGGUUGGGUCAUGGGCUCAUUGACCACAUUGAGAUCCAUGGCAAUGGAGAAUAA
Molecule: messenger RNA, 3102 nt
Organism: Penicillium brevicompactum
Lineage: Eukaryota; Fungi; Ascomycota; Eurotiomycetes; Eurotiales; Aspergillaceae
Product: rRNA-processing protein UTP22
Exons: 3
Coding region: 1-3102 (1033 amino acids)
Biological process (GO): rRNA processing; tRNA export from nucleus
Cellular component (GO): UTP-C complex; CURI complex; small-subunit processome
Source: RefSeq, a predicted model, not a curated record